This is a messenger RNA of Acanthamoeba castellanii str. Neff, 3999 nucleotides long. RefSeq names its product protein kinase domain containing protein. Lineage: Eukaryota; Discosea; Longamoebia; Acanthamoebidae. Gene Ontology annotation, biological process: protein phosphorylation; intracellular signal transduction; cyclic nucleotide biosynthetic process. Bases 1 to 3999 code for a protein of 1332 amino acids. Gene Ontology annotation, molecular function: ATP binding; protein kinase activity. The transcript is spliced from 11 exons. The record is from RefSeq and is a predicted model, not a curated record.
AUGACGUGGUGGAUGGAGGUAAUUGGAUGCCUCUGCCGUUUCAACCGCUACACCUUUAGCCUGGAGAAUUUCCUGGCUGGUGAGUACAUCUACAACACCCUCGCUGCUGCCGGCGACGCGGGCGUCGCGCGCACCCUCGCGGCCACACCGUACGGGAUCGGGUUUGACGCCAUGAGCAUCGUGGCGGAAUCGCGGACGCUGCCGGUCGGCGACAUCAUCCAGGGAGGUGUUCGGAUCUCGGCCACGAGAUCGUCGAUCGUCGAGACGGCGCGCUUGGAUCUGGCCAAGCGCGCCACCACCGGAUGGCCGAUCGUCUACUGGAGCCACAUCUACGUGCCGCCGUCGUGCGAUUAUGGAUGCCCCAAUCUGGCCACCUUCCUCGAGUGGGUCUAUUGGAGGCAGACCAACACGCUCGACGUCACCGCGCGGCUCUCUGACAGCGAAGGCGCCGGCCAGGUCUCGCCCGAUCUCGCCACCAGUCUCGCGCUUUCGUUUCGUCGCGUCACCUGCGGCGGACCAACCAGGACGGCUUUUGCGCGAUCCGAGUGCAUGGACGACGCGGGCACCACGUGUUCCAACCACGGCACGUGCGUCGUGCCUUCGGCGCUACACCAUCGGGAACGCGACUGCGCGUCGGCGGUCAAGCCCACCAGCGCCGCCGCGAGCACCAACGGCGAUUCGGAGCUGCGUCUCGGGCUCGGUCUCGGUCUCGGCAUCGGCAUCGGCGUUGGCGUCGUCUUGCUCCUACUCUUCGCGUUCGUCUGUGUGCUGGCUGCGCUCGGCGUGGGCAUCGUGCGGCGCAAGCGCGAGCGACCCGCAUGGGACGCGUCGAUAUCCGACAUCGAGUUUGGCGAUCUGAUCGGCACCGGCGGCAACGGCGAUAUCCACAAGGCCAAGUGGCGCGGCACCGAAGUCGCCGUCAAGACGUUCGCCGCCCACCGCACCCAUUUCUCCCGCGACGAGCUGCAGAAACUGCGCGGAGAGGUCGACAUCAUGAACUCCAUGCGCCAUCCAAAUUACCUGUUGGCGCUUCGUGUCAAGCUCGCGCUCGGGAUCGCCAAGGGCAUGCACUACAUCCACUCGCAGGGCAUCGUCCACCGCGAUCUCAAGUCGCCCAACGUGCUCAUCGACUCCAAGUGGAACGCCGAGGUCGCCGACUUUGGUCUCAGCACUGCGCGACACGCCGCGGGCCUCAGCAUCCCCUGGGCGGCGCCCGAGAUCCUCAGCGAUUCAACCACGGCCGACGGCGUGCUGGCCGACAUCUACUCGUUCGGUAUCAUCUUGUGGGAGAUCAUCACGCGCGAGAAGCCCUACAAUGGGAUGUCACCAGCCGCGAUUGCGGUCGCCAAGCGACCCGUGUUCGACGACGACGUGGUGCCCUUGCCGUAUCUCAACGCCCAGGACCUCGUUUAUGAGAAGGAAGACGUCGUUGAACGACCGACGCUGCCGGAGAUCAUCAACGCCCUCGACAUCGUUGCGGGCGCGUGUGCCCCCGAGAAGCGCGUCGACGACUCGGGGGACAACUCUGGCAGCAUGACGCGCGGAUCCUCGUCCGGAUCCAACGCGUCGUCCAUGCGAUCCAUCUACGGCAACGUCCGGCCGACCGCCCACGGGUAUGGCACGACCCAACCGCCACCGCACGACGGCGACGUCUACGUCGUCAUCAGCGACAUCUCCGGAGCCGAUCGGCUGUGGGAGCUCUACCACUCGGCGGCGUGCGAGGCCACCAUGAUCCACAAUGUGCUCAUGCGCGAUCUCAUGGCAACCCACAACGGCUACGAGGUGCACAUGUCCGGCCUCAAGGCGAGCAUGGGCGCCGGCACCUUCUGCGUCGCCUUCCGCCAGGCGAUCGGCGCCGUGGCCUGGUGCUCCAGCGCACAGCGCGCCCUCGUCGUCGCCGACUGGCCCGCCGGGUUGCUGCGCAUCAACGGCGCACACGCCGAGUACGGCAACUCGUCCGACGAACACUUUGUCUACCGCGGACUGCGCGUGCGCAUGGGCGUGCACGUCGGCCCGGUGCGUCGCAUCAUGGACCCCAAGACGCGCCGCGUCGAGUACAUUGGGAGCCAGGCCAUCGCGCACGUGUCGUCAGGGGGUCAGGUGCUUGUGUCGCCCGACGUCAAGGCCGAGCUCACCGACCUGCCCGAUGAGAUCGGGCGGAUGCGUCCCCUUCGGAUCCAACACAUGGGCAACAUCGAUCUCGAGCAAGCGGCGCCCGAGGGGAUCGCCUACCAGCUGAUCGUGAACUCGCUCGAGAUGCGCGCCAAGAAUCAUGUGCGGUUCAACGACGACUGCGACGUGCUCCAGCUGCCCGCCGAGGACAUGAGCCUGCUGGUUGCCGGUGGUUUAUUGACCCGCGAGAUAGAGACCGGCAAGGUGAUCGGACGCGGGACGAGCGCCGUCGUCUACAGGGGCCUGUGGAGCAAGUCGACGCCGGUCGCCGUCAAGAUCUUCAACCGGUCGAAAAUGACCGAGGAGCAGGCGCUCCGAUUCCGCGUCGAGGUGGCCACUCUCGCCGAGCUCUCGCAUCCCAACGUCCUGCUCUUCAUCGGCGCCACCAUCGGCGACAAGCACCUCUCGCUCGUCGUGGCACCCCCCUGCGGCAGCCUCGCCGGCGUGCUCGCCAACGCCUCCGAGUUCCCGCUCACGUUCACCCAGCGCAUGCACAUGGCCUACGGCGCCGCGCGCGCCGCGAUUGCGGUCGCCGUCAUCCGUGACCAGAAGCGACCCGUGUUCGACGACGACGUGGUGCCCUCGCCGUAUCUCAACUCCCAGGACCUCGUUUAUGAGAAGGAAGUCACCGAGAUGCAAGAUCUCACGCGUCGCUGUUGGGCCCAGGACGUCGUUGAACGACCGACGCUGCCGGAGAUCAUCAACGCCCUCGACAUCGUUGCGGGCGCGUGUGCCCCCGAGAAGCGCGUCGACGACUCGGGCGACAACUCUGGCAGCAUGACGCGCGGAUCGUCCGGAUCCAACGCGUCGUCCAUGCGAUCCAUCUACGGCAACGUCCGGCCGACCGCCCACGGCCGAUCGGCUGUGGGAGCUCUACCACUCGGCGGCGUGCGAGCCGCCGGGUUGCUGCGCAUCAACGGCGCACACGCCGAGUACGGCAACUCGUCCGACGAACACUUUGUCUACCGCGGACUGCGCGUGCGCACGGGCGUGCACGUCGGCCCGGUGCGUCGCAUCAUGGACCCCAAGACACGCCGCGUCGAGUACAUUGGUCCGGCGGUGAAGGGAGCCAUGGCCAUCGCGCACGUGUCGUCAGGGGGUCAGGUGCUUGUGUCGCCCGACGUCAAGGCCGAGCUCACCGACCUGCCCGAUGAGAUCGGGCGGAUGCGUCCCCUUCGGAUCCAACACAUGGGCAACAUCGAUCUCGAGCAAGCGGCGCCCGAGGGGAUCGCCUACCAGCUGAUCGUGAACUCGCUCGAGAUGCGCGCCAAGAAUCAUGUGCGGUUCAACGAAGACGACGACGACGACGACUGCGACGUGCUCCAGCUGCCCGCCGAGGACAUGAGCCUGCUGGUGUCGGCCAACAAGUGCCGGUGGUUUAUUGACCCGCGCGAGAUCGAGACCGGCAAGGUGAUCGGACGCGGGACGAGCGCCGUCGUCUACAGGGGCCUGUGGAGCAAGUCGACGCCGGUCGCCGUCAAGAUCUUCAACCGGUCGAAAAUGACCGAGGAGCAGGCGCUCCGAUUCCGCGUCGAGGUGGCCACUCUCGCCGAGCUCUCGCAUCCCAACGUCCUGCUCUUCAUCGGCGCCACCAUCGGCGACAAGCACCUCUCGCUCGUCACCGAGUUCGUGCCCUGCGGCAGCCUCGCCGGCGUGCUCGCCUACGCCUCCGAGUUCCCGCUCACGUUCACCCAGCGCAUGCACAUGGCCUACGGCGCCGCGCGCGGUGUGCGCUACCUCCACUCGCUCGAUCCGCCGCUGCUCCACCGCGAUCUCAAGUCGUCGAACCUGCUCGUGGACGACUGCACGAUUGCUAUUGUGUUGUGA